CGCCCGCACCCGCUCUCACUAGUCGAACGGUGCCCGACCGGUAACGUAGCGCCGACUGCCGACCGAGAGACGAACAGCGACAAUGUCCGCCGUGGCGAAGACUUCCAAGUACACCUACCGCAGCAGCGGCGGCGGCACCACCGACGUCAACAUCGAGUACAGCGCCGACCUGAGUGCUCUCUCCAGACUGGAGGACAAGAUCCGUCUCCUCCAUGAUGAUCUGGAAUCCGAAAGGGAGCUGCGUCAGAGGAUCGAGAGGGAAAAGGCAGAUUUGAGCGUGCAAGUUAUUCAACUCUCUGAAAGGCUAGAGGAAGCUGAAGGUGGAGCUGAAAGUCAGUUCGAGAUCAACAGAAAACGCGACACCGAACUUACCAAGCUCCGCAAACUACUGGAAGAUGUCCACCUGGAGUCUGAAGAGACCGCCCACCUGCUCAAGAAGAAGCACCAGGAGAUUGUCAACGAUUUCCAGGAACAAAUCGACCAGCUUACCAAAGGCAAAGCCAGGACCGAGAAAGAGAAGUCCAAGUUCCAAGCUGAAGUGUACGAGCUCUUGGCCCAAGUGGAAAACGUGACUAAGGAAAAGAUCACAAUCUCAAAGUCAUGCGAGAAAUUGGAGAUUAGCAUAACCGAGCUGCAUAUCAAGAUCGAAGAAUUGAACCGAACAAUUGUUGAUAUCACUUCUCACAAGCAGCGUCUGUCCCAGGAGAAUGUAGAGCUUAUUAAGGAAGUUCAAGACCUUAAGGUGAACAUUGAGAACGUAGUGUACCUUAAGAGCCAGUUGGCCAGCCAGCUUGAGGACUCCCGUCGCAGACUCGAGGAUGAGGACAGGAGGCGUUCUCUGCUUGAGGCCACCCUUCAUCAGGUCGAGAUUGAUCUGGAGUCCAUUCGUGUGCAAUUGGAAGAGGAGUCCGAAGCUCGUUUGGACCUGGAACGUCAGCUUGUCAAGGCCAAUGGUGAAAUCCAGCACUGGAGGGUUAAGUUUGAGGCUGAAGCCUCCGCCAGAGCCGAGGAAAUUGAGGAGAUCCGCCGCAAAUACUCGGUCCGCAUUCAAGAACAGGAAGAACAAAUUGAGACUCUCAUUGCUAAGAUCAGCAACAUUGAAAAGCAGAAGUCUCGUUUGCAGAGCGAGGUGGAGGUCCUCAUUAUCGACCUUGAGAAGGCCAACGGAACAGCUCGGGAGCUUCAAAAGAGGACGGAGCAGCUGGAACGCGUCAACAUUGAGAUCAAAUCGCGGUUGGAGGAGACGGUGCAGUUGUACGAAGUAUCGCAGCGUGACUUGCGCAACAAGCAGACGGAACUGCAACGCGUGUCGCACGAGCUCGACAAAACCCGUGAGCAGAAGGACGCCCUUGGCCGCGAGAACAAGAAACUGGGUGAUGAAUUGCACGACGCCCGUGCCAACCUCACGGAGUUGAACCGCCGUCUUCACGAGCUCGAGAUCGAGCUGCGCCGUCUUGAGAACGAGCGAGAAGAACUCACCGCCGCCUACAAGGAAGCUGAGGCCGGCCGCAAAGCUGAGGAGCAGCGUGCGCAGAGGCUGACUGCCGAGUUGGGUCAGUUCCGCCAUGAGGCUGAGCGCCGUCUCCAGGAGAAGGAUGAAGAGAUCGAAGCUAUCCGCAAGCAGACAAGCAUCGAGAUCGAACAACUAAAUGCUCGCGUUGUUGAAGCCGAGACUAAGCUGAAGACUGAAGUCACACGCAUCAAGAAGAAGCUCCAGAUUCAAAUCACCGAACUCGAGCUUUCUCUUGAUGUCGCCAAUAAGACCAACAUUGAUUUACAGAAGACCAUCAAGAAGCAGUCACUGCAGCUCACUGAAAUCCAAACCCACUACGAUGAGGUUCAAAGGCAGCUCCAGGUGACCCUCGACCAAUACGGCGUCGCCCAGCGCAGGAUACAAUCCCUUACCGGCGAAGUCGAAGAGAUCCGUGGCAAUUACGAGCAGGCCCUUCGUGCUAAACGCACAGUCGAGCAGUCAUAUGAGGAAGCCCAGACCCGCAUCAAUGAACUGACUGUCAUCAACGUCAACCUAUCUAGUAGCAAGGCCAAGAUCGAGCAGGAACUUGCCGUUGUCGCCGCUGACUACGACGAAAUCACUAAGGAGCUGCGUGUGGCUGACGAGAGAUACCAGCGAGUCCAGACUGAGUUAAAACACACUGUCGAGCAUCUGCAUGAGGAGCAGGAAAGAAUCGUGAAGAUCGAAGCUGUCAAGAAAUCCCUUGAGAUUGAAGUCAAGAACAUCUCCGUCCGUCUCGAAGAGGUUGAGGCCAAUGCCAUUGUCGGUGGCAAACGCAUCAUCAGCAAGCUGGAAGCCCGCAUCAAGGAUAUUGAACUGGAACUUGACGAGGAAAAGAGGAGACACGCCGAAACCAUCAAGAUCCUCCGCAAGAAGGAACGCUCGCUCAAGGAGGUCCUGAUCCAAUGUGAAGAAGACCAGAAAAACAUCGUUUUGCUGCAAGACUCUCUGGAGAAGACCAGCCAGAAGGUCAACAUCUACAAGAGGCAGUUGGCUGAACAGGAGGGUGUCUCCCAACAGAGUGUGACGAGGGUGCGACGAUUCCAACGCGAGCUCGAGGCUGCCGAGGACCGCGCCGAUGUCGCUGAAAGCAACCUGUCGCUCAUCCGCGCCAAGCACCGCACUUUCGUAACCACCUCAACAGUGCCCGGCUCCCAAGUCUACCUGGUCCAGGAGUCUCGCGCUCUCAGCACGGAAUGAACACCCUUCCCUUCGCCCCCAACACCAGCAUUUCUCUCCACCAGUCUAUAUCGGGGCGUAAUUCCGGUCGGGUAUAAUAAGCCUAGUCGUUCGUUAAGUGAUGUAUGAUCUAAAUGGUAGAUGGCGCUAGUAAACUUGUUUGUGUAACGGUGCCAUCUGUUGUGGAGUUUGCAAGUCGGGACGGGCGCUCGGCGUUAGGCUCGCCCUAAGUUGCCGUGUCUCCACACUAUGGCCGAUCGCCGACCGUCCGUCCCAUCACCUUUUUAUAAAUGUAACGCUAAAACAACCAAAUAAAGGAACCAAAAACUAUAAGCUUUUUUUUCAAUAUUUUUCUAUUAUAAGGUCACCGGCGCUAAAAUACAAUGUCGUUAUGCACCGUAUUUUAGGUGCAGUAGUUUAAAUAAAAGAUUAUUUUAUAUUAUUAUUUAUUAAUAGUGCAAUACAUAUUGUACGUUUGUAACUGUAAUUUGUAUUAAUUUAAAAAUAAAUGCUAUUUAUGUUAAAGAAAC
Achroia grisella is the source of this 3222-nucleotide messenger RNA. RefSeq names its product paramyosin, long form-like (gene Prm). The transcript has 16 exons. The coding region runs from base 83 to 2713 and encodes 876 amino acids. NCBI's taxonomy places the organism in Eukaryota, Metazoa, Arthropoda, Insecta, Lepidoptera, Pyralidae. The record is from RefSeq and is a predicted model, not a curated record. Gene Ontology annotation, cellular component: myosin complex.